This is a messenger RNA of Trichogramma pretiosum, 1442 nucleotides long. RefSeq lists its product as uncharacterized. NCBI's taxonomy places the organism in Eukaryota, Metazoa, Arthropoda, Insecta, Hymenoptera, Trichogrammatidae. The record is from RefSeq and is a predicted model, not a curated record. Bases 147 to 1235 code for a protein of 362 amino acids. Gene Ontology annotation, cellular component: membrane. Gene Ontology annotation, molecular function: phosphatidylinositol bisphosphate binding. The transcript has 4 exons.
UUCUCUCGCCAGUAUCGAUCAGGAUUCGCAGCUGAUCAGCGCAGAUCGACCUUACAGCGCGACCAUCAAUAGCUCCGUUCGAUACAUGUAGUUACAAGCGAUUGUGCAUAAACAACGCGAGUUUUAAUAUAAUAUAAGUUAAAAAAAUGCCUUCACCCUCGGAGUCGCCUGUACCGCCGCCGCAGCAGCAGCAGCAGCAGCAGCUGCUACCGUCCUCCUGCCUGAACGGUGUGCCGCUGGAGGUCGAGCUCUCGAAGAACCACAAGCUCGCCGAGGCCGACGUGAUCUCGGUCAAGAGCUGGUCCGAGAGACGCUACGAUCUGCCCUCGCUCGGCGAGUCCGACGCGGCUCUGUUUCUUCACGCCCGCAACUACGACUGCGAGAGGGCCAAGCUGCUGCUGGAGAACUUCUUCGGCAUGAGGCGGCGGCUGGGCUGCUUCUUCGGCCAGAGGGAUCCGGACUCGUCGCAGCUCAGAACCUUAUUCAACACCCUUUAUAUCGGAGCGCGAAUUCAGGACCGUGUACCCGUUGGAAAAGAAGAGCCAUCGGGGCCGCACCGUCGUGCUGGCUCGUCUGCUCGACACCGAUCCCCAUCGCUACGACUUCCUGAUCGCCACCAAGUACCUGUCGAUGGUGCUGGACGCGCUGAUCCACGAGAACGGCUGCGAUCCGGGCGGCUACAUAUUCCUCUUCGAUCUGAGCAACGUCACGCAGCUGCACAGGAACGAGCUCUCGGUGUCGCGGCUACGCAACUUCUUCGCCUACUUCAGGGACUGCUGUCCGGCCAGGUGGCACGGGCUGCACUAUCUCGAUCUCAAGCCCGGCGAGGACAAUCUCUGCAGGAGGAGCAAGAGGCAGUUCGCCGAGGAGCUGUCGAUCGAGACGCACUUUCACGAGUUGUUUCACUUGCACCCGACGAUCGACAGCAUCGCCAGGAUCAUCCCUCUGGACGCUCUACCGGCCGAGCUGCAGGGCACGAGCGCGCACAGCCUCGCCGAGAGCCAUCGGCGCCAGGUGCAGAAGCUCGUCGGCUAUCGCGACUGGUUCCUCCACAUGGACCAGACCUUCUUCUUCUAUCCUUAUCGCGGUCACGAGCUCUACGUCGAGCCCAUGGACACGGACAAUCCCGAGUACUAUCAGAAACUCGAGCAGGCGAAGCUGAUCGCGUUGCAGGGUGCGCUGGACAGCGACGACGUAGCGACCAACGGCCACGGCGAAUGAUUUGUAUUACGUAGUGGCAUAGUUCGCGGUGGUAUUUUUCCUACCAAUACACAAGUUGAAAAUUCCUACACGUGCCGAUGAGUACGGCACAGUGUUUACGUUGAUAGUAGCGGCAGCUAAAUCGUGCGAUAUAUGUGAUAUAUCCGGCGUAAAUAAGAGGUGUGUUUGUUGUAUUACCCGAUAUCGAUCGGCAUCAAUAAAGGAUUAGGAUUAAAAUGAAA